Penicillium subrubescens is the source of this 1420-nucleotide messenger RNA. RefSeq lists its product as uncharacterized. The record is from RefSeq and is a predicted model, not a curated record. The transcript has 3 exons. Gene Ontology annotation, cellular component: spindle microtubule; DASH complex. The coding region runs from base 143 to 883 and encodes 246 amino acids. Gene Ontology annotation, biological process: attachment of spindle microtubules to kinetochore. NCBI's taxonomy places the organism in Eukaryota, Fungi, Ascomycota, Eurotiomycetes, Eurotiales, Aspergillaceae.
GGCGCAUCGUCUUUGUGCCUGAGGCAGAAACGGAGCUCCGUCAACAGAGCCAAAACAGCCCGCGGGACUACGGGACUACGGCGACUGGCGAUUACAACAACAACAACAACAACAUCAUCAUCAUCAUCAUCAUCACACCACCAUGCCGCUACUUGACUCCCACUUAGAGCAGAUUGCUCUUUCAUCAAGGGCUAUUUCUGAACUACCAUUCCCUCCGCCCCGCAUCUUCACGAACGCGCUACUAGGCUCGCACGACAUCACCGCCUUGAUUCGCGAUACCGAGGUCCAUGAAAGAGCACUGUUCCAAGUCGAUCCUUCGACAAAGGCUCAAGGCGCACAGCGGCGUGCCACCCGGCGCGGGACGACAUUCCCUGCAGAGCCCGAGACCGAAUCUAUGGCCAGUCGUAUCUACUCCGCCCGGAACAACCGCAACCAGUCCGCCGUCGCUCGAGUCUUGGGCUCUGAUAUGAUGGAUGAAAUCAAGCGGUCGGCAGGUACAUCCACUCGGGGGCCACGAGGAGAAGUCAACAUUGAAGUCUUGCUUCGCGGAGCAGAGAUUCUAUGCAAUGUCUAUCCCGUUGCGGGUGCACAGGAGAAAAUUGCUAGCUUACGCUACCGCCAUGAAAUGAUCGCCGAAUCGAUUGCGCAGUUAGAAGAUCGUGUUGCUGCCAGUACCGCCGAGCUGGAGCAGAUGCGCCGCUCUUAUGGAGAUAAUGAGGAUGACUAUGCCCCUGCGCCAGUCUCACAGCCCAAUACUCCGGAUGUUACCGAUGAGGACAUUGAACGUGAAUUGGCUGAAAUCAGAGAACUCGAGCGGAGGAAACGCACGCUAGAGGCUCGAGUCACGGGAAUGGACCGCGAUCUUGGACGACUCAUGGGCUGAAGUGGAGCUUAAUUUUUCUCCAUUGAAAAAAUCUUUCCAGUCUCUGGUCCAUCAGUCACUCCCCGAAUACUAACAUCUGGAGAUGGAAUGGGCAAAGUCGAUUAGGGGCCAUCCCAGAGGAGGAUGUAUGCCGAUCAAAUGAUCUUGUCGUGUUUCGGAGUUCCCAGAGAAAGAAUCACCAGCUUCUCCUCAUAACACUCUUGCCACAUGGGGGCUUGGCUGCACUCGCCCUUGUGUUCACCAGCUCGCUUCGAUGAUGGCCAGGGGAAUGAUCGACCCCCCCCCCCCCCAAUACAGCGUCGGGCCUUCUUGAGAAACACGAGCCCCGUCCAUUCCAGCUUAGUCUCCGUGAACUUGAUUGUGGACUACUUUGUGCAAGUGUUUGGGGGCCUGGAUGUUCUGCUAUCCAGCAGCGUGCCAAAUAAGAUACCCUCUGUCGAUGAGUUCGAUGAUGACCUCGAACAGCCUUUGUACUAGGCAUACUGAUUUGACUUUAUGAUAUUCUUGAUGAAUGCAAUGCAAACAUUCUCUGCCAAG